Molecule: messenger RNA, 717 nt
Organism: Penaeus vannamei (Pacific white shrimp)
Lineage: Eukaryota; Metazoa; Arthropoda; Malacostraca; Decapoda; Penaeidae
Source: RefSeq, a predicted model, not a curated record
UCAGGACCUGAGCCUGGUCCAUCCCUUUAGGAGAAUAUCCAGCACAUAUCAGGAAGAAACGGAGGAACAUGGGUGAGCACACUCCAGCACCAUCUCCAGGCCGCUCCUAUUAUGGCUUUGUCUUGUACCUCCUGGGCUGGGCUGGUAUUAUUAGCUACCUGGCUUGGGCUCUCAUUCCCCAUAGCUACCUGGCAGCACUUGGACUAACGUACAUCCCCCAGCCUUACUGGGCACUCGCCUUCCCUAGCGUCAUCAUAACACUUGUAUUGAUAUUCGUCUUCUUCAUAUACCCCUCCCUCAACCUGAUCCUGGCUCUUCCUCCCCAUGACAUUAGAAAUAUUACAGAUAAUAUGGCCAUGAGAGAGGAAGAUUAUCCAAGGGUCGAGGAGUAUGGUGUGCCUCCUGUGUGUGACUUGCCUAUUUCUCAGGUUUGCAGAGCUCUGUAUAGAUGAUAACUCGUGUUUUUUCACUUCAGGAUUGGCAUGGACACAAAACUAGUUGUAGGGAGAGGCCUCAUCGUACAUAAGUUUUUAAGAUCAAGCCAAUGGUUGUAAUUUAAACUCAGAUUUCAGCUUUGAUGGGAAAUUGGAAGUUUGUUUCACUUCUUUUGUGAAAUAGUUGUAUUUGUGAGAUUUUGUCCAUCAAUCAUGAAUUGCUUUUAUUUUUACUUUUCUUUUUAUUAAUCAGCAACCAAAGCAAUAAAGCUGAUUCUUUGUA